This is a messenger RNA of Culex quinquefasciatus (southern house mosquito), 636 nucleotides long. RefSeq lists its product as uncharacterized. The transcript has 2 exons. The coding region runs from base 1 to 636 and encodes 211 amino acids. NCBI's taxonomy places the organism in Eukaryota, Metazoa, Arthropoda, Insecta, Diptera, Culicidae. The record is from RefSeq and is a predicted model, not a curated record.
AUGAACAUUCGGAAGCACACCUGGCGCCACCCGAAUGGCGAAUCGUGCACACAAAUCGAUCACGUUUUGGUGGACGUGAUGGACGUCCGAUCGUACAGAGGACCGAACAUCGACUCUGAUCACUUCCUGGUAACGUGCAAGAUCCGAGCUAGGCUGUCGAACGUGUUGACCCCGCGGACUGCGAGGAUAGUGCGGUUGAACGUCCAGCGCCUCGCGAGCAGCGACGUUGCUGCGGAGUACAGUCGGAAGCUCGACGAGCGGAUCAACGAGGACGCGCCUACGGGUAACCUGGACGAGCAAUGGGGAGCCCUCCAGAGCAUCGUCAACACAACGGCUACCGAAGUGAUCGGCACGACCAGAGGACGCAAACCCAAAGGGUGGUUCGAUGCGGAGUGCCAGCGAGUGACGGACGAGAAGAACGAGGCCAGGAAGCGUAUGCUCGUUAAGGGUACGCGCCGAAACUGUGAGCGAUACAGUGAGUUGCGAAGAGCAGAGAAACGAAUCCACCGCCGAAAAGAACGGGAGUACGACGAAACGGUACUUGCCGAAGCGGAAGCACAGUACAACGCGAACGAUAAGCGGAGGUUUUACGCGACUGUCAACGGUGUAAGAAGGAAAACCACGCCUUCCCUGUGA